Messenger RNA from Lampris incognitus (smalleye Pacific opah), 2842 nucleotides. It is a transcript of the gene spata2l, whose product is annotated as spermatogenesis associated 2-like. The record is from RefSeq and is a predicted model, not a curated record. Lineage: Eukaryota; Metazoa; Chordata; Actinopteri; Lampriformes; Lampridae. The transcript has 4 exons. The coding region runs from base 49 to 1725 and encodes 558 amino acids. Gene Ontology annotation, cellular component: cytoplasm.
CUGAGCCUCGCCAGGGUUUUAGACAGCGCCGCAGCCCAAAUAAUCGAGAUGAGCCUGCUCGGGCAGAAAACCAAAGAACUUGUUAACAGUUAUGAUAGCAGUUUGGAGCAGCGACUUGUGGAUGGAGGCUCCAGUCUGGCAUGUAAAGACGAGGAGCUGUGGAAGCAUGUGGAGGAACUGCUGAGAGAAGGAGCUGCCCAGAAUAUGCACGCACUGGGCUUGGAUCCACUGAAGGUGAUGGAGGAGUCACUCAAGGCAGCUGCAGCAUCUAGAGCAGUCAGUGGUGGACAAGUAAGAUACAGUGGUGGACUCAAGGGGCUGGCAAAAGCCUUUGAGGUCCUGGAACAAGCAGCUGUGAAUCUUUACCUUGGUCCCUGGAGGGAGGAGUACAAAGUUGUGAAGAUGUACUCUGGUAUAUUCACCCACUAUAUAAAACCAGUGCUGUCCAUGCCACAGAUUCUGAAAUUGUUUGGACUACUAGGAUACCAGUCAUGUUCUUCCUGCCAUGACCAGCUUCAGCGCCAGUCAUCUAGUGUCAGUUCAAGCUCCCUGGGCAAUCUUCUCCACCUUUCUUGUGCUUUCUUUCUUGCACGCUGUGAGUGCUUGGUCCUGCUGUCAGCCCUGGGGAAGCAUGCCGGUGAUACAGAGUGGGAAUUGAGUAUAGUGAGGGAGAGGCUGAGAGGACACAGCAUACAGGAGGCGCUCGGCAACACGAAGAAGAUGCUAGCGGUCAACCAGCCAAUGAAGGACCACCUGGAGGUCUCUGGAAUUGAUGGGGAUCUGGAUCUGUACACAGCUGAGGAAGGGAACAGCAGGCAGAAGGAGAUGGGUGGUGACGAUGGGGAAAGUCCCCAGUCUUUGUCCUGGGUCACUAACAGCAGCAACUUAUUACCUGCUGUUGUAACACACAGCAAUGGAGUCCCAUCCUGCUCCUCCUCAUUCACCUCCCCGUCCAGAGAUCCUGUCUGUGUCUCUACACUGAACUACCAGCUGGCCAAGGUAUCCCCAUUGGGAUUGGUUACCAUCAAAGACUUCUCAGCCACUUCUAAUCAGGCUGGAGAUCCAUAUGAAGAGCCAACAAAUCCAGGAUUUGACAGAGAUGACUUUGACUUACACAGUCUGUCUGCACAAGCAUUGAGCAAGAUGAAGCCAUCUGAAGUCAAGCACAUUUGUAGCUGUGUCGAGUCUAACAACCCAUAUCUUAAGCAAUGUGGUAAUUGUGACACUUGUUACUCACACCAAGAUUGCCAAAAGAUGAGCCGUUGUGGGGAAGUCCGAAACAAAACUGCAGAAGAGGUAAAACAAAUCGGUGCGGUUUCAUCACAGAGGCCAAGUCUAAAUGAAGGAGAUGUAAGUGGCUCGCCAACCCAUAUGAGGGGGAACAUGGCAUUACCGUCCUUUGUUUUGCGAGAGUGCCAGGAUUCAGUAAGCCAAACUCCUGAGCCAAUCCCUUACCAUGUCUGUUGUGACCCUGCUCAUCUGGACCCCCAGUUUACCUGUCUCACCUGCAGGGUCUUCCACUCUGGCUGCUGCAAAGAAAUUAAGUGCUGCCAGAAGUUCCACAGCAUCCAACCAUUGGGUGUCUGCCAGUGUGGAAGAGUUUGUACAAGAAAACCUCUCGUUUUGUGUAGAUAUUGUGGAAAAGAGUAUUGCAACCUUUGUUGGUACAGGAAUCCUGUUGAAUGUGCCUGUGGCCAAACAUUUGAUCAGUCAUCCUCAGUGUAAAUUGCACUUAAAACUGCACUUUAAAAAAAGAAAGAAAAGUGUUCUGCUUAGGAGGCACUUCUAGCAAAAUCAAAGUGCCUUAAAUCCACAGAUUGGAAUUUAAAUUCCUUCAGUUAGAGCAAAUUAUUGCAAAUCACAAGUCAAAAUGUUGCCUUACAUUCACACUGCCUAAGUGAGCUCUUAUUUUUCUACUUGGGUCUCCUUUUUUUGAGACCCUGUGUAUGUAUUCUUAAAUUGUUAUCCUUUAAAUGAUUUUAUUUAUCAUUUAUCAGUUGUCAGAUUUGGGGUUGUUACAGUUUGUGCUUUGGAAGGUUGAGGGUCGUAAAUAUAUCUGGAUGUUAAGUACAUGAGAUGUUUUCCAGUUUCAGCAAAGCUAAGAAUUGGAGUAUACAAUAAUAAAAUGGAAGAUAAAAGGAAAAAUAACAAUUUGUCUUUUGUUAAGCAUGUGGACUUGGCGUUACUUGCUGAGAUGCCUCAGUGACUGCAGUGAUAGUUGGACUUUAAUUUGAACCCUAUAGCUGGAAAACGCCCUGGGGGUUCUUGGUGGCUACAAGUCAUAGCAAAGUUGGAAAAAUGCCUCAAAAGACUGUAAAAGUUAAGGGAAAGGAUAAAGGAUAUUCAUUCUUGAGACUUUGGCAAGGUCAUUUGUCCAUAAUACAUACAAGUUUAAAAAUAGCCAUUGAAGAUUGACCAAAUGUAAGACCAGGGCCUUAAAAAUACUUUAGUUAACAAAAACUGAAAAAUAUAAAUGAUUUUGCACAUCAUCAGUAGGCCUACGAAAUGGCUGUAAUUUUUUGACUACUAUUCAAAUCCUUUGUUAGGUUAAGAUGCUUGGACCAUUGACUUGCUUUUUAUAUUGCACAUAUAAAAAAAAAAAACUUUGCCAACAUCCUACCCAGCAGGCCACUAAGAUUUAGAACAUUUCUCUUUAGCUGUUAGAGCCAGUUAUUUUAUGAGUCGUGCGUUUUAAUGUGCAGGUAUGCCCCAAGCACUGAUGAAAUGGUGUCAGUCAUGUUUACAUUGUCAGAUUGAUCAUUUGUAUAUAAAAGGUCUAUUCAAGAUGGAAGGCAGAACAUUUUUGCUUAAGAGAAAUACAGAAAUAAAAAUGGAAUUACAU